This is a messenger RNA of Sardina pilchardus (European sardine), 4122 nucleotides long. Its product is annotated as histone-arginine methyltransferase CARM1-like. Bases 1 to 1848 code for a protein of 615 amino acids. The transcript is spliced from 16 exons. Gene Ontology annotation, molecular function: protein-arginine N-methyltransferase activity. Gene Ontology annotation, biological process: peptidyl-arginine methylation. NCBI's taxonomy places the organism in Eukaryota, Metazoa, Chordata, Actinopteri, Clupeiformes, Clupeidae. The record is from RefSeq and is a predicted model, not a curated record.
AUGUGCGCGAGGUUAGGAGAGCGAAUGCGCGCUCACGGCCCUGGGUGCGCGAGUGUACACGCUCUUUUAUCUACGCUUGCGUCGGUCACGCGCUUUAUAGUGAUUUGGAAGAUGGCGGUGUCCGUGUUCACCGGCGUGCGGCUCCUGUCUAUCGGGGAUGCCAACGGGGAAAUCCAGCGACAGUCUGAGCAGCAAGCGCUUAGACUGGAGAUAAAGAGUACACCGGGCUCUGCGAUGAUAAACUUGUCCAACAGUGAGGAUACCAGUGUGUUUAAGUGUUCCCUGAAUCAGGAGACGGAAUGCAGCCGUGUGGGGAAGCAGUCCUUCAUCAUCACCCUGGGACAGAACAGCGUCCUGCUGCAGUUCCCCACGCCCGCAGACUUCUGCUCGUUCUACAACGCAGUGAAGAGCAGCACAGCUGGAUGUUCCGAAGCCUCAGUGUUCAACCAGAGGACAGAGGAGGCAUCGGCCGUGCAGUACUUCCAGGUCUAUGGCUACCUCUCUCAGCAGCAGAACAUGAUGCAGGACUACGUGCGGACCGGCACCUACCAGAGGGCCAUCCUCCAGAACCACGCCGACUUCAAGGACAAGGUGGUGUUGGACGUGGGUUGUGGUUCAGGGAUUCUCUCCUUCUUCGCUGCCCAGGCUGGAGCCAGAAAGGUGUACGCUGUGGAGGCCAGCAGUAUGGCCCAGCACGCUGAGGUGCUGGUGAAGAGUAACGGGCUGUCGGACCGCGUGGUGGUGGUGACGGGGAAGGUGGAGGAGGUGACGCUGCCGGAGCAGGUCGACAUCAUCAUCUCAGAGCCCAUGGGCUACAUGCUCUUCAACGAGCGCAUGCUGGAGAGCUACGUCCACGCCAAGAAGUUCCUCAAGCCCAACGGUAACCUGUUCCCCACCAUAGGAGAUGUGCACCUGGCCCCGUUCACGGACGAGCAGCUCUACAUGGAGCAGUUCACUAAAGCCAACUUCUGGUAUCAGCAGUCGUUCCAUGGUGUGGAUCUCUCUGCACUCAGAGGGGCAGCAGUGGAGGAGUAUUUCAGACAGCCCAUCGUGGACACGUUUGACGUUCGUAUCAUGAUGGCAAAGUCGGUGAAGCACACGGUCAACUUCCUGGAGGUGAAGGAGAAUGACCUUCACAGGAUAGAGAUCCCCUUCAAGUUCCACAUGAUGCAGUCGGGGCUGGUGCACGGGCUGGCCUUCUGGUUUGACGUGGCCUUCAUGGGAUCUGUGAUGACGGUGUGGUUGUCGACGGCGCCCACGGAGCCCCUGACCCACUGGUACCAGGUGCGCUGCCUGCUGCAGUCGCCGCUCUUCACCAAAGCAGGAGACACGCUCAGCGGCACCGCACUGCUCCUGGCCAACAAGAGGCAAAGCUAUGACAUCAGCAUUGUGGCUCAGGUGGAACAGACGGGUUCUAAGAGCAGCAACACGCUGGACCUCAAGAACCCUUUCUUCAGGUACACGGGCUCCACCCCAGCCCCGCCCCCUGGCUCACACUACACCUCACCGUCCGAGAACAUGUGGAACACGUCGGGAGGCUACGGCAUGAAUCAGAACAUCUCAGCCAUGCCAGCUGCAUAUGAUCUCAGUGCUGUCAUUGGAGGAGGCCCCGCACACAAUAACCUCAUCCCUCUCGUCAACACAGGCGGAGUGAACCACACCACAUCUAGAGUGGGAUCCAUUAUGAGCACAGGACUUCUGCAGGGAGGCUCCAAUGAGCAGUCGGACUCCGGCGGGGGCGGAGCCGUCCAGUAUCCAAUCCCCAGCCAGUUCAUCAUGGGCGGGGCCUCUGUUCCCAUGGCGUCUCCCAUGGCGAUCCCUAGCAACACCAUGCACUACGGCAGUUAAUGGCGCCGUGCCGUUUCCGCCUCCUCCUCCUCCUCCUCCUCCCUGCUCACGUCUCCAUAGUAACGUCCCCGAUGAACUGACUUGACCUUCUUGACCACCGUUCAAACGAAAAGAAAGAAAGAAAGCAAGAAAGAAACCAAAACUGCCAUGAACUCCUUUUUCUCGUUCAUGUCUUUCCGUCUCUUUCUGUCAUAUUAUCUCUCUCCUCCUCUCUCUCUCUUUCUCCUCUCUCUUUCUAUCUAUCUGUCCGUCCAUCCCAUCCCUACCCCCUUUGAUGGCCCCUCCUCCUGACAUCCUGAGCCAACAGGACAUGACAUCACGGCUCCCAUCACAGCCUCCUCCUCCUCCUCCUCCUCCUCCUCGUGAGAUCAGGUUUCUUGUUUUGUUUGUUUAUAUUUUUGUUUGUUUGUUUCCAUGCCCCAUACUGCUGCUUAGGUGAGUCCAGCCCACCCCUGGCCUCACUCGUAAAACGACACCCACACACACAAACACACACACACACACAUAUCUAUGACAGAAGUGCUGUCUUGAGCGUCUGUCAUUAGCGAGAGUUGUUAUGACCUGUCGUCAUGUUUCCUCGCCCCUCCAUCCCUGAACUCUACACACACACACACACACACACACACCUCACCUCUCCGUCCAUGAGGAUGAGCAGGAAAGGAAGAACUGUGUCGGACUCCCAGUCCAUCCCCCAAUGGCUUAUAAAGCAGUGUUUACUCGAAUCUUAUCUCUCUUUUUUUUUCCUUUUUUUUUUUUUUUUUACAUUUUUUUCCCCUCCUCCACCUUUUUAUUUUGACAAAGACCUGAUGUGGUGUUGACAACCUCUGUUCUCUGUGAGGAGAGUUGAUUUCUCUGUGCUUGGAACAGGAGAGGAAGAUUUGCAGAGGGUAUUGGCAUUUGUAUUUUUUAAAGACUUGUGACACACACACACACACACACACACACAUGCACUGAUGCGUAAAUGCACGGAAUGUACAUACAUCACACACAUAUACACAACACACAACACAGUAUCGUGUGUGCGCACACACACCACACACCACACCACACAACACAACACACGAUUGCACAUGAAUAUACUCAUUCUGUGUUUUGAUCAACUGGACAGAAUCGGACAGUCAGUUGUGUGAAAUCGUCCUAGUAUGCCCCCCCCACCCACUCUCUCUCUCUCACACACACACAUACACACACACACACACACACGCACACGCACACAGACACAGACACAGACACACACACCAACAUCUGACUGGCAGAACCGACAGACCGCUUAAAAGAUCAGAGCCUUCUAGACUCCUGGAUUGGACUUUUAUGUUUGGACUCCGAGCACAUUUGCACUACAUCUUUAAAAAGAAAAAGAAAAAAAAGACUUUAUUUUUUUAAACCCGCUCCUCUGUUCCGUUCCCCCCACCCCACCCACACGUCAAUGCUGAGUUAACCAAUCCGUCAACGAGGAGACAACCUGGAGUCCGCUCAGUCUGAUUGGAGGAAGCCGAUGAUGAUGAUGAUGAUGAUGAUCCGAUAAAGGCAGCCAGUGGACAGUCAUCAGGAAGCUGUCGCUGGCCAAUCGGGAAGAGCGGAAAGUGGGGCCAGUUGGCGAGCUGUCCAGUAGGAGAGAUGCAGCUAGAGGCUUGGGAGAACAUGGAUUUUUUUUUGGGGGGGGGGGGGGUUGUUUAAUGCAGAGUUUACAGUACAUUACAUGUGCACACAUACACACACACACACACACACAUAUAUACACACACACACACACACACACACACACACACACACACACACACACUGGAUGUUUUUCUUGAUGGAGGGGGGUUUUAGGGAAAAAAAAGUCCUUAGUAGUCGGUCCAACCUCUCCACCCCCCCUCCUGAAAACAUUCCAACACCAAACCCUUCAACCCCUGUCCGUCAUGAUUUGAUGUUAGUUGUGGAAUUCGCCGUUUUUAAACGUAUCCAUCCUGCCCAUGAUACUGAUGUUGGUUGUUGUAUGUCGACCUUUUAAAAAAAAAAAAAACAUAUCGCCCCCCACCUUCAAGAUGAACUAUGCUUCCAUUUGUCGAUCCCUGAGAUUCCCUUUAGAGACUAUUGCUACCCUACAUCCCUCAUCAUCUUCCUUGUUUGAUGCAUCCCCAUUCGUAGAGGCAACUAAUUAUUUUGUUUCGUUUUUUUUCUUUUCUUUAUUUUUGUUGUUUUUCGUCUUUAUUUUCAUAAGAAAAGUAAAAAGGGAAAAAAAAGCCAAAUGACCAAAUUAAAUGUCAGUCGAGAAAUAGGACAGACCUG